AUGACGUUCUGCUCGUUCUGCAAGGGCACCCCCUUGCCUGCUGCAGUUCUGAUUGGCUGUCAAUCUAAAUCUCCCAUUGUCAGAGCCAAUAACCAGAACCUCAGCUUCAUUCUACUGACCUCUCUCAUGUUCAGCUUACUCUGUGUGUUUCUAUUCAUCGGUCGUCCAGUGGAUAUAACCUGCACGCUACGACAAAUCUGCUUUGGGAUCUUCUUUACAGUUGCUGUGUCUUCUGUCCUGGCCAAGACCAUCAUAGUCUGCAUAGCAUUCAAGGCCACCAGACCUGACAGCUCCUGGAGAAAGUGUAUGGGAGUUAAGCUUCCUUAUUCUGUAGUGUUGGUCUGUUCAUCUAUUCAGGUCCUCAAUGCAAUUAUCUGGUUGUCAGUUUCUCCUCCAUAUCAAGAACUAAACCUGGAUUAUCCUGGGAAGAUCAUCCUCCAGUGUAAUGAAGGUUCUGUCUUGGCUUUUUACCUCAUGUUGGGUUAUAUGGGGUUUCUGGCGGCUUUGAGUUUCGUUCUGGCUUUUAUGGUGAGGACAUUACCUGACAUCUAUAAUGAAGCCAAGUUCAUCACCUUCAGCAUGCUGGUGUUCUGCAGUGUCUGGAUCUGCGCCAUCCCAGCCUAUCUGAGCAGUACAGGAAAGCACAUGGUCAUCGUAGAGAUAUUUGCCAUAUUGUCCUCAGGAGGUGGAAUAUUGAGCUGCAUGUUUUUACCUAAAUGUUAUAAUAUUCUGGAACCAACCCAUCCAUUCCGGGUAGGCGACCAGGUGAUGAUCAAGAUCUUAAAGAAGAGAAAGGAACCAGGAAGCUUCACCUACGGACCACCCACCGAGGUAGUCGCGAUCACCAGAACAGCAGUCCUCACUGAACAGUCGCCCACGUGGAUCCACGCCACAAGGAUUAAGUUGGUGAAGAAAAGAGAGGAAGGAUUGAGCAUGUUGCAGAGUAAGGACUGCUUUGAUGUAAUGGCCGCACCUGCUGUUCAGACGAUGGAAGCUACCAUGCUUUAA
Molecule: messenger RNA, 1008 nt
Organism: Bufo gargarizans (Asiatic toad)
Lineage: Eukaryota; Metazoa; Chordata; Amphibia; Anura; Bufonidae
Product: vomeronasal type-2 receptor 26-like
Exons: 4
Coding region: 1-1008 (335 amino acids)
Biological process (GO): G protein-coupled receptor signaling pathway
Cellular component (GO): membrane
Molecular function (GO): G protein-coupled receptor activity
Source: RefSeq, a predicted model, not a curated record